Molecule: messenger RNA, 1629 nt
Organism: Durusdinium trenchii
Lineage: Eukaryota; Dinophyceae; Suessiales; Symbiodiniaceae
Source: the annotation of a GenBank genome assembly
AUGAUGUCGCAAGAAGGCAAUGCUACAUGCUGUUUGCCUCUCUUUGCAAGCUCUUCCAGUGAAAGUGAUAGUGAAGAAAAAGAAGAUUCGGCUGAAGACGUGGUUGAUCUAUGUAAAGACCCAUCUAGAUGUCGGGUGGAUGGGCUGCUGGACUCUGGCAUGUUGAAGGAAUACACAACUAGCAGCGGCACCGUUGACUGCUCUAAGGCAAUCCCAGUGUACGUUGAUGUGUCUCCACAGGAGCUGAAAUCGCUUGAUGAUGGAAAGGAGGAAUUUGCAGUCGUCUUCGUCCUGAAGUUUUGGUGGCUAGAUCGGAAGCUGAAAGACUUCCAGUCCAAGCUCACGCUUGAAAAGGAAGAUGAAACAAGUGGCAGAGUCUACCUCCAAGAGAUUGAUGUCGUUGUCAGAAGUCUUGACAAGGAUGGCACGUUGCAAUAUGAGGAAUUGCCCUUGCAACAGGUUCCGCGGGUGUUGAAAGCCACCAAAGACAUGUACACAUAUUUGGAGCCUCCCAAAUGGGAGCACCACUUCUUUCCGGACUUCAGCUUCAUCAAUCAAGAAACCACAGAUGAGCAGGUCAAAACAAAAGUCCAGCAGCUUGUUUGGUGUGACAAAGAUGGUGCCCUUGUACAUUAUAAGGCGAAGUACGACACCAUUUUCCAAGAGUUCGUGGAGCUGCAUGCCUUUCCCCUAGACCGUCAACUGUGCCGCAUCAAGCUCACAGCAGAGAUGGGUUUGGACCAAUUCCAGUUCAUCACACUGAAUUCGAACAGAAAACUUGCUAGGCUUUGUGACAUGUGGGAAAUGCCUGAAGACCUCGGACGGCCUGGGUGGCCAUGUACCGUGUACGUGCGGCAUCCCGAUACCUGUUUACAAGAUCCUGUGACACCUCGGUCUGUGGAUGAGAAGGUGCAACAAGGGCAUUCCACUAAGGUGACCCAACGAUCUUUGGUCAAUGUCGUUCUGCACGUGCAACGCAAACCCUCCUUCUUCGUACACAGCAUUCUGCUUAUGGUUAGCCUGGUCAAUGCCAUUAGCCUUUGCGCUUUUGCCCUUAAGGUAGACGAUGCAGGGAGUCGACUUGGGUAUUUGAGCACAUGCUUUUUGGCAGUGCUGGCCUAUCGCUACAUUAUCAAUGACUCUUUGCCAAAGAAGUCUUAUAUGACUGCUGCAGAUUGGUUCAUCACGCUGGCAAGCUUUUAUCAGACGUGGUUGUGCUUCGAGACUGCUUUUCUAGCAUUUUGGUGGUCACACUCAGACGAGAACAUACAGCGGACCAUCGAAAUAUGCGAUUGGGCUCUAGGCAGUUUCACUUUCAUUGCAUGGUUGCUGUUCAUUUUGUUCUAUUGGUAUCAGUGGCGAAUCAGCACGUGGCGCCCAUCAUGGCAGGAAGUUUACCAGAAAAACCAGGAGCCGUACUGCCCGCUGGAGAAGUGCGACAGUUGUCAAAGGAGCUGGUUGGCGAAGCAGUCCGCACAUCUCAGGCAGAACAAGACAUGCCCAAAGUGUCAAGGAAGGGUCCAGACGACCUAUUUGACCCCGCUGGACCGUGAGAAGCCUCUCAUCCCAUCGCUCCGAAAUCGCGGCUUUGGGAACGAAGUUGAGAGCUAUCUUUUGGAGUUCGGUUAA